AUGGGCCUGGAGAUCAUGACCCGAGCCGAGGUGGGUUGCUCAGUCAAAUGAGCCACACAGGUGUCCCUGGAAUAUCCCAGGUUUUAAAAGGGGACAACAGUGAAAAGAAACAAAAAAACAUUUUGAGGCAUGAACAAAGCAGGUCAAUGGGGUCCAAAAGGCAUAUCAGCCACGGGGUUGCCACCUGGGGUCUAAUCACUAGGGAGGGGGUGGGGCAGACUUUUACCCCAUGAGUUACAGUGCUUUGCAGUGUGAGUACUUGGGUGUGGGGAAAGGACAGCAGCAAGGGAGUGAGUCCCUCAUGUGAAAGGUAAGAUGUGCAAGCAAUUCCUCUGGCUGAGGCUCCACAGUCUUGCCCUUGGGGGCCUGGACAGACCCCACUGGCUACUCUCCCUGGCGCUGGGCAGUGGACAAACCCCACGGGGCUACACCCAGUACCACCUGCUCUCGCAGGGCCCAAGGAAGACAAGGCUCUUCUACAGGCAUCUCAGGGAACACAGCAGCAGCCGCUGGGGCCUUGCAGGCUUUCACCAGAAAAUUGUGGGCGGAAACUUCCCGGGGUUUGCUCUGAGCCGGUUUGAGGCUUCUCAGCUUCAGAUGCAAAGUGAGUGGGUGUCUCUUUGAGAAGCAGAAAGACAGAAGGAAAGAGAGAACGAGAGAGGUGUUUCCCUUGCCUAUGGAAACUCUAUAAAGACAGAGCUGGCUUUUCUUCCCUGGAGCAGUCAGAAACAGCGGUCCUGGUCUUGACAUCUUCACUGGGGACCAGCCCGAGGAACAGGCUGCCAUGCAGCAGCCCCUGAAUUACCCAUACCCCCAAAUCUACUGGGUGGACAGCAGGGCCAGUUCUCCCUGGGGCCCUCCAGGGUCGGUCCUCCCUUGUCCAUCCUCUGUGCCAGGAAGGCCUGGACAAAGGAGGCCACCACCGCCGCCACCACCAACACUACCACCACCACCACCGCCACCACCGCUGCCCCCACUGCCAUUGCCACCUCUGAAGACGAGGAGGGACCACAACACAGGGCUGUGUCUUCUUGUGAUGUUUUUCAUGGUUCUGGUGGCCCUGGUUGGACUGGGGCUGGGGAUGUUUCAGCUCUUCCACCUCCAGAAGGAGCUGGCUGAACUCAGAGAGUCCACCAGCCAAAAGCAUGUAGCAUCAUCUUUGGAGAAGCAAAUAGGUCAACUCAAUCCACCCUCUGAAAAAAGGGAGCUGAGAAAAGUGGCCCAUUUAACAGGCAAGCCCAACUCAAGAUCCAUCCCUCUGGAAUGGGAAGACACAUAUGGAAUUGCCCUUGUCUCUGGGGUGAAGUAUAAGAAGGGUGGCCUUGUGAUCAAUGACACUGGGAUGUACUUUGUAUAUUCCAAAGUGAACUUCAGGGGUCAGUCCUGCAACAACCAACCCCUGAACCACAAGGUCUACAUGAGGAACUCUAAGUAUCCCCAGGACCUGGUGCUGAUGGAAGGGAAGAUGAUGAACUACUGCACUACUGGCCAGAUGUGGGCCCGCAGCAGCUACCUGGGGGCAGUAUUCAAUCUCACCAGUGCUGACCAUUUAUAUGUCAAUGUAUCUGAAUUAUCUCUGGUCAGUUUUGAGGAAUCUAAGACAUUUUUUGGCUUAUAUAAGCUCUAAGAAAAGCACUUUGGGAUUCUCUCCGUAUGGUUCCUUGUUACAGGCACUGAGAAUAUGAUCUUGAAUGAGAGUCUUCUUAAGCCCACUUGAGGUCAAGUGAGAAGACAUGAGCCAAGUAGACCUUGAGACUACAGGGUCCAGCAGGUCUACAGUUCCUCAUCUCACUAUAGAUGUCCAUCUGUCUGGUCCAUGUGCCAGAUGGGAGGGGGAAUAUGACUGAAGAACGUGAGACUCUCGCUGCCAUGUGAAGAUGCAGAGGCAGGGAGAAGCAG
This is a messenger RNA of Lynx canadensis (Canada lynx), 1899 nucleotides long. It is a transcript of the gene FASLG, whose product is annotated as Fas ligand. Gene Ontology annotation, molecular function: tumor necrosis factor receptor binding. The transcript is spliced from 4 exons. The record is from RefSeq and is a predicted model, not a curated record. Gene Ontology annotation, biological process: extrinsic apoptotic signaling pathway via death domain receptors; apoptotic process; positive regulation of canonical NF-kappaB signal transduction. Bases 785 to 1627 code for a protein of 280 amino acids. Gene Ontology annotation, cellular component: membrane. NCBI's taxonomy places the organism in Eukaryota, Metazoa, Chordata, Mammalia, Carnivora, Felidae.